Messenger RNA from Aspergillus sclerotioniger CBS 115572, 1164 nucleotides. Its product is annotated as putative phosphatidylserine decarboxylase. Lineage: Eukaryota; Fungi; Ascomycota; Eurotiomycetes; Eurotiales; Aspergillaceae. The record is from RefSeq and is a predicted model, not a curated record. Gene Ontology annotation, biological process: phospholipid biosynthetic process. Gene Ontology annotation, molecular function: phosphatidylserine decarboxylase activity. Bases 20 to 1030 code for a protein of 336 amino acids. The transcript is spliced from 5 exons.
CAAUAAUCAAAUCACUAAAAUGUUUAUUCUCGCAUUUCUGCACUGGAUAGCAGACUAUCUGCUAUCCUGGGCCAAGAUGGUCCAAAAUCGCGAAGUAGGAUGGAUCACCAUCGAGCGCAAGACGGGAAAACAAAUGCGAGAGCAACAGCCAUUAUGGAAGAAAAUGAAGCUGAUCCUCCUAUUCAACCCAUUAACCGAAUGGCUAGAUACCACCCACCUAAUGCGUCUUUACUUACACCACGCUGCAGUUGAAGAAGGAAAAGAAGAAGCCACCCCCUCCUCCCGCACCCGCAUCAAAGCCUUCGUCGACUUCUACCACAUCAACAUGAACGACUUCACCCCCUCCGACAUAACCAGCUAUUCCACAUUCGAAGACUUCUUCAUCCGGGCCCACAAACCCGGCUCCCGACCCAUCUACCUCCCAGACGACCCCACCACAGCAGUGGUAGUCGCGGACUCGCGCGUCGUCGCAUACGAAGCCGUCUCCGAGAGCAAGAAAAUCUGGAUCAAGGGGAAUGAUUUCUCCAUGACGAAUCUGGUCAUGGAUAAGCAGCUCGGGCCGAAAUUUGCCAAUGGUCCCGUGGCCAGCUUUCGAUUGUCGCCGCAGGAUUAUCAUCGUUAUCAUAGUCCGGUUUCUGGCACGAUUAAGGUGUUUAGAAGUAUGCCGGGGGAUUAUUAUGAGGUGGAUCCGAUUGCGUUGCGGAGUCGGGUGGAUAUUUUGACUAGGAAUGCGAGGGAUUAUGUGGUGAUUGAGACGGAGGAGUUUGGGGAGGUGCUGUUUGUGGCGAUUGGGGCGGCGCAGGUGGGGACUGUUAGGAUUCAUUCCGAGUUUCAGAAACCAGGAGCGAGGAUAGAGAAGGGGGAUGAGUUGGGAAUCUUUCAGUUUGGAGGGUCGUCGAUUAUUGUGGCGUUUCAGCAGGGACGGAUUCAGUUUGAUGAGGAUAUACUCAAAGCGAGUAAGAAUGCGAUUGCGGUUGAUGUGGAAGUGGGCAUGAGUCUUGGGCGGGCUGCGAGGGAAAAGACAACUUAGGGCUAUGCCGAUAACCCCUUGCUGUUACAGAGUGAGGAUCAGACUUACUACUCGUCCCAGCUGCCCAUCUUACAGUUAUUAAUAUACGCAGAAAAACAUGUAUUCAAUAUUUACAUUCCACAUCAUACCCUACU